Diprion similis is the source of this 1903-nucleotide messenger RNA. Its product is annotated as protein ST7 homolog. The record is from RefSeq and is a predicted model, not a curated record. The transcript has a single exon. Lineage: Eukaryota; Metazoa; Arthropoda; Insecta; Hymenoptera; Diprionidae. The coding region runs from base 89 to 1639 and encodes 516 amino acids. Gene Ontology annotation, molecular function: protein binding.
AUUGUCGUAAACUGUGUCUGCAUAAAGGAGCAGAUAUACAUUUGACGUUUGGAGCGUGACAGAGAGAUAAUAACAAUCCCGUUCAUAAAUGGCUCUGUUAUUCACGAGCAUGUGGGACUCGACGAUGUUUUUGAGCACGUUGACGCCAAAAUUUUACGUCGCUCUUACCGGAACCUCGUCUCUUAUAUCCGGAUUGAUACUGAUAUUCGAGUGGUGGUAUUUUCGCAAAUACGGUACGUCCUUCAUCGAGCAAGUAUCGCUGAACCACAUAUCACCAUGGAUAGGUGGCGGAGAUACAGCGAGCGAUGGCAACAGUCCGAAUACGAAUGGCUCUAGCAUGUCGAACCAGCAAAACGUGCCCGAAUGCAAGGUCUGGCGCAACCCGAUAAACCUGUUCCGUGGUGCGGAGUACCAAAGAUUUUAUUGGGCAACCAACAAGGAACCACUGACAUAUUAUGACAUGAAUCUUUCGGCGCAGGAUCAUCAGACGUUUUUUACCUGCGAAGGCGACACCGGUAAGGCAGAGUACGAAAUAAUGCAAACUGCUUGGAGAGAGCGGAAUCCGGUAGUGAGAAUAAAAGCGGCGCACAGCGCUUUGGAGCAAAAUCCAGACUGUGCGCCGGCGUAUAUACUACUUGCUGAAGAAGAAUCGACGACGAUUCUGGAGGCUGAAAAGAUACUUAAACAGGCGUUAAAGGUCGCAGAGAAUAAUUAUCGAAAGUCUCAAAAUACCCAGCACCAGGGAUCGGUGGCUGAGGCGAUGCACAGGAGAGACACCAAUGUUUUGAUUUAUAUAAAAAGACGCUUAGCUAUGUGCGCCAGAAAAUUGGGUAAACUGAAAGAGGCGGUCAAGAUGUUCAGAGAUCUCACAAAGGAAGUACCUCCGAUAAUGAACGUACUCAAUAUUCACGAGAAUCUAAUCGAAGCUCUGUUAGAAAUGCAGGCGUACGCCGAUGUUCAAGCGGUGCUAGCAAAGUACGACGAUAUUAGUCUACCAAAAUCUGCCACCAUUUGCUACACUGCGGCUUUGCUGAAAGCCAGGCUUGUAGCGGAUAAAUUUUCACCGGACAUAGCAAGCAAGAGGGGAUUAACGACGGCAGAAAUGACUGCAGUCGAAGCGAUUCACAGAGCAGUCGAAUUCAAUCCACACGUUCCAAAAUAUUUGCUAGAAAUGAAGCCCCUCAUUUUACCACCCGAACAUGUACUAAAAAGAGGCGACUCUGAGGCUAUUGCCUACGCAUUUUUCCACAUUGCGCACUGGAAACAGAUGGAAGGAGCUUUAAACUUAUUACACUGUACAUGGGAAGGCACAUUCAGAAUGUUACCUUACCCGUUGGAAAGGGGACAUUUGUUUUACCCUUAUCCAACUUGUACAGAAUGCGCGGAUAGGGAACUCCUGCCUUCCUUCCACGAUGUUAGUGUCUAUCCAAAAAAAGAAUUACCAUUCUUCAUUUUAUUCACAGCCGGCCUCUGUUCCUUUACAGCAUUGCUUGCCCUCCUAACUCAUCAGUAUCCAGACACGAUGGGUGUAGUCGCCCGUGCUAUGCUUGCAUGGCUCUCUCUUCCGUUUCAUUACAUGGUAGACAAGCUAGAGGCGGUCCUCCCUUCCAACUUACUGCAACAGCUCUCUAGAAUUUAAAACAGUUAUUAAUCGGUUUUUUUUUUUUUUUUUUUUUUUCUUCCUACAAUUAAGUCCUGAUGUGAUAUUUUUACAAUGCUAAAACAAUUAUUUCUUUUUCUUUUACUUCUUUUUCUUCCUUCUUAUAUUCAUCAUUUUCCCCGCAGAAAUGCAAAUUUUCCCACUAUUUAUAAUUAAUAUUUGUUCAUUUAAUAUUGUAAGAGUCAAUUAAACUUAAUAUUGUAAGAUUUAAAUGUACAAAUACAAUUGUCGAAUAUAAUUUAA